AUGCCUCCUCAAACAAAGUACGCUGUACCUCCUCUUGAAGUAACAGGCUUUCGUAUUUUUGUACGUACUUCAUAUGCAGCAAGGUACAAUUUUGCUGUUGCCAAUUAUAAUGCUGUAUCUGUUAUACAAAAAUCAACUAUGUUUGGUAAUCGUUUAUUUUUAUUUCGAUCUAUUGUAGCUGUUGUUUGGAUUAUAUCAAUGGCUUUUGCAAUUCUUACUCUACUUUUGGCUGGAUUAGUCGCUGUUACUAUUAUUUUGAGUUUGAUAUAUAUUGCAAUAUCAAUUUAUAACAUAUAUGUAUUUAUUCAAAAUGGUAAUCUUCUUCGUUCAGCACGUCUUUUACGAGCUAAAGUUGCUGGACCAAGUGGUCAUGAUUAUGAAUGGGUAUCUGUACCACUUGAUUCACGUAGUGCAAAUGAAAGAUUAGCUUCUGUUGAACAAGCAUCACUUGAUAAUGUACGAAGAGAAUUCGGAGGAAAUAAUAACAGUGAAAUCGAUUGUAUGGUAUAUACAAAACGUUAUGCUGAUUCAUAUCCAUCGUUUCCUAAAGAACUUCUUUUACAUUUAAUUGCAUUUAUAUUAGCGAUUAUUGUUGGUAUUACAAUAGUUGUAGUUAAAAGAAAAUAUCUAUAA
Molecule: messenger RNA, 633 nt
Organism: Rotaria sordida
Lineage: Eukaryota; Metazoa; Rotifera; Eurotatoria; Philodinida; Philodinidae
Source: the annotation of a GenBank genome assembly